AUGUGCCAACAAGCAAUGUUUAACAAGGUUCCGAGAAUAGCGCAGUGGGCUGCUAAGGGAGCUCAUUUUGUCAAUGGAGUACAACCACAGUAUCCCACAUUCACAGCCGUAAACCAUAUGGCCAUUGCAACAGGUCUCUUCACAGAAAGUCAUGGUAUUGUCUCGAAUACUUUCUAUGAUAAGGCUACGUCUAAAUUGUAAGC
Molecule: messenger RNA, 203 nt
Organism: Strongylus vulgaris
Lineage: Eukaryota; Metazoa; Nematoda; Chromadorea; Rhabditida; Strongylidae
Source: the annotation of a GenBank genome assembly